Messenger RNA from Lachancea lanzarotensis, 3299 nucleotides. NCBI's taxonomy places the organism in Eukaryota, Fungi, Ascomycota, Saccharomycetes, Saccharomycetales, Saccharomycetaceae. The record is from the annotation of a RefSeq genome assembly.
AUGAUCUGGCAUCCUCUACUGCUUGCACUCGGCUUCGUGCUGACUGCAGUGGGCGCCAAAGACCUGGGCAACGUGUUCACCUCAUUUUCGCUCGAGGGACCCGCAGAUUACAAUAACUCCCCCGACAAAGUGUGGUAUGCCUACAUGGACUUUGCGUUGACUCCCGCGAUGAGCGUGCAACAGGGCGACACUUUCAGCCUGGAUGCCCCCAACGUUGUCAAAUUCUACCCAAGCCGCACAAUUGGCGAUAACGGUUACGUGCCGAUCAUUGACGGCUCCGGAGCCACCAUCGCCAACUGUUUGAUCCAAAACGGGUUCCACACAGCAUCCAAAUCGUCUCUGCAGUGUACCGUGGGCCAAACCAAUCUUUACAAAGCCUCAGGAUCCGUUAAAUUAGGGUUUGUGUUCAACUACGGUGGCUCUGGCGAUGCAGCGGCCAUUAGCGGCGCCAACACUUUCAAGAAACAGGGCGCCAAUACCGUGACCUGGAACGGGCUCCAAGCCACCGCCAACUUUGGUCUACCGCCAGGAUUGGUGUCUGUAUCGUCACGUGCGUACCGUGAAUACGAUUCCCUUUUCCCAGCACCCGCCAAUCUUCAACAAAUGUUCUACCUGGGUUCUACAUGCACUCAAACUUUCAGCGAUUCCAUAACAAUCCAAUUGAGUGGACAACCUGGUGAUAAUGGGCAGCUGGCUUCUUGCGAUAGCGUCAAUGUUUUCUUGUCGUCCUCGUUCAGUGACUUCAAUAUGCCACUAGAGGCUAAAAGCAUCUCUGGAAGCGACUUAAAGAUCCAGUGCGAUGGCAGCACUAUUCAAGUGACAGUAUCGAAUAUUCCUGCUAACUACUACGUUUAUGUGACUGCCAUGCAGCUGAUGGACCGUUCGAUUUCGGACGUCUCGUACUCAAACUUAUAUCGAGAAACCAAAUACUGUGGUUCUCGUCCUCAAGCCUACGCUAUCAACAGAGGUUACAGUUUUGUCAAAGGUUCAGCCGAAGGAUAUGGAAAUCCACAGACUCUUCAAUGGCAUACAACUACCGAGGGCUGGUCGGGAUCGUACACCACAAGCCGCACCGCCACUUCCGCAGUUACUGGGACCGACGGUGUAUUGACGCCAGAGCCAGUCCUAGUCAUUGAAACUCCCACUGUUGCUACCAGAACCACUACUUACAGUCCAUGGUCUGGUUCCGUUACUUCUACCUACUCAACCUCACUUACUACGUGGACAGGUUCAAAUGGUAUUGGAACCACCGAAACCAUCUACUAUGUAGAGACACCUACAGUGGGCGUCAAAAAAACCACCACCACCGGAUAUUCUGGCUCGGUCACAAGCACUUAUUCUACCAACACAAGAACAUUCACUGGCUCUGAUGGCAUUCCAACCACUGAAACUCUUUACUACGUCGAAACACCAGUUGUUGGAAUCCAGUCUACUACAACAACUGGAUGGACUGGUAAAGUCACCUCGACUUAUUCUACAGGAUUAACCACCUUUACUGGAUCUGAUGGUAUCGCAACUACCGAGACGAUCUACUACGUCGAAACACCAGUUGUUGGAAUCCAAUCCACGACCACCAAAGGAUGGACUGGCAAAGUCACUUCGACUUAUUCUACAGGAUUAACCACCUUUACUGGAUCUGAUGGUAUCGCAACUACCGAGACGAUCUACUACGUCGAAACACCAGUUGUUGGAAUCCAAUCCACGACCACCAAAGGAUGGACUGGCAAAGUCACUUCGACUUAUUCUACAGGAUUAACCACCUUUACUGGAUCUGAUGGUAUCGCAACUACCGAGACGAUCUACUACGUCGAAACACCAGUUGUUGGAAUCCAAUCCACGACCACCAAAGGAUGGACUGGCAAAGUCACUUCGACUUAUUCUACAGGAUUAACCACCUUUACUGGAUCUGAUGGUAUCGCAACUACCGAGACGAUCUACUACGUCGAAACACCAGUUGUUGGAAUCCAAUCCACGACCACCAAAGGAUGGACUGGCAAAGUCACUUCGACUUAUUCUACAGGAUUAACCACCUUUACUGGAUCUGAUGGUAUCGCAACUACCGAGACGAUCUACUACGUCGAAACACCAGUUGUUGGAAUCCAAUCCACGACCACCAAAGGAUGGACUGGCAAAGUCACUUCGACUUAUUCUACAGGAUUAACCACCUUUACUGGAUCUGAUGGUAUUGCCACUACUGAGACUAUCUACUACGUCGAAACACCAGUUGUUGGAAUCCAGUCUACUACAACAACUGGAUGGACUGGUAAAGUCACCUCGACUUAUUCUACAGUAUUAACCACUUUCACUGGAUCUGAUGGUUUAACCACUUUCACUGGAUCUGAUGGUAUCGCAACUACCGAGACGAUCUACUACGUCGAAACACCUGUUGUUGGAAUCCAAUCCACGACCACCAAAGGAUGGACUGGUAAAGUCACCUCGACUUAUUCUACAGUAUUAACCACCUUCACUGGAUCUGAUGGUAUUGCCACUACGGAGACUAUCUACUACGUCGAAACACCAGUUGUUGGAAUCCAGUCUACUACAACAACUGGAUGGACUGGUAAAAUCACUUCUACCUACUCCACUCAACUCACAACCUUCACUGGAUCUGACGGUAUCCCCACUACGGAGACGAUCUACUACGUUGAAACUCCAGUUGUUGGAAUCCAGUCUACUACAACCACUGGAUGGACCGGUAAAAUCACAUCGACCUACUCCACCGAGUUGACCACUUUCACUGGAUCUGAUGGUAUCCCCACUACGGAGACGAUCUACUACGUUGAGACUCCAGUCGUUGGUGUGAACUCGACCGUGACAACCGGAUGGACCGGUAAAAUCACAUCGACCUACUCCACCGAGUUGACCACAUUCACUGGAUCUGAUGGUAUCCCCACUACGGAGACGAUCUACUACGUUGAGACUCCAGUCGUUGGCGUGAACUCGACAACUACUACAGGAUGGACCGGUAAGGUCACAUCGACCUACUCCACCGAGUUGACCACUUUCACUGGAUCUGAUGGUAUUCCAACCACUGAGACGAUCUACUACGUUGAGACUCCAGUCGUUGGUGUGAACUCGACCGUGACAACCGGAUGGACAGGUAAAAUCACAUCGACCUACUCCACCGAGUUGACCACUUUCACUGGAUCUGACGGUAUCCCCACUACGGAGACGAUCUACUACGUUGAAACUCCAGUCGUUGGCGUGAACUCGACAACUACUACAGGAUGGGUUGGCCGUGUUACUUCGACGUACUCCACCGAGUUGACCACUUUCACUGGAUCCGAUGGUAUCGCAAC